AUGUAUACUAGACCCUAUGGACAUGAUGUUGAUGGAACAGCACUUCAUGCGCCCCCUGCGGCUCUACUCCGAACUAGACGCCGAGAACAACAACAGCGCCCUCCUUCCGGCGGUGAUGCUGGAGAAAGCUCGCUCGCUGUGGCCUCCUCUGGUGGUACCCGCAAGACUUCCGCUUUGGGGACAGUGGCCCCCCGGCCUGUUACCCCCAAGACCACCUCAACUCACGUCACCCCCUUCCGGAUCCGGAUCUCCCAGGCCGGCGUCGCACCGCUACAGUCCUUACAGCGUCCAGGGCGUGUCUCCUGCGAGGAACUAGUCUUCUUAAAGGAAUCCUUUCGACUUCAACUUAAAGAUUUGGCAGGACUCGAGUCAGAGUCAAUGUAAAGGGUCCACGAUGAAUACCUUAAACCUACCUUACAGCAACCCACACAUCGAACUGACAAUAAUCUUCAUGAUGGUGGAGGAAUAGUUGGAGAGUGUAGAUAAUGUGGUUGAGAAAUUAGUUGGAGAUUGCAAUCACAAAAAAAAAACACAAAUAAUUUUUUUGAAGUGAGGAUUUCUUUAGUUUGGCGAUUCUUUGGAUAGUAAAUAAUGAAACUGAGGCUUCUCAUUGAUGUAACACUCAUUCGAGAAAAGUCAAGUAAUUGUUGCAUUUGGAUUAAAAUAUCUCA
Molecule: messenger RNA, 671 nt
Organism: Nezara viridula (southern green stink bug)
Lineage: Eukaryota; Metazoa; Arthropoda; Insecta; Hemiptera; Pentatomidae
Source: the annotation of a GenBank genome assembly